Cinara cedri is the source of this 35493-nucleotide messenger RNA. The record is from the annotation of a GenBank genome assembly. NCBI's taxonomy places the organism in Eukaryota, Metazoa, Arthropoda, Insecta, Hemiptera, Aphididae.
CUCCAGGCACACGGAACCAGCAGAACUCUUCGUCGGCCGUCGUGCCCGCCGUCAGUUUAUGUUAAACCCGUCGCGAUUCGUUCUCGUUUAUACGUUCACAACGCGUAUUCGUGUAAAAUAAUAUUUUGUUUUUAUGACAAACUCGAAGUAUCGCGUUUAACACUAUUAUAGGCAAUUCAUUUUUGCCUAAUAUAACCACAUACCAAACUAACAUAUUUUUGAUAAUUUAUUAUUGUCGUUGAUUUCCACGCGGGCCACAUAUUGCAGUAUAAUCAGUAUUCCCUAAUACAGGCCUAUAAUUCCAUUAACAAAAUCACUGCUGAAUUUUUAUCAUGUGAGUACAUUAUUAUUAUUAUCUAUGUUAAAAGAAUAACAUCUAAUACAUUUUUUACACUAUGGGCAGUGAUGUAUUAAAGUCUCUUGAAUUUAGUGAAUACCUAUUAUAGUUUCUGUAAUAUAUUAUUAUAUAUUGCCAUGUUAUUUAUUACGAAUUUAAAUUGUAUGAGAACUGAAUUAUCGAAUUUAAAAUUGAUAUAUAAUAUUACAUUAUCAACUAUGACGAUGAUUAAGACGUAGGUACCUAAUAUCUGAAUCACUAUUGUAUCAGACUUAGUCAGAUAAUCUGAUUACAAUAUAUUAAUAAGAAAUGAUUUUGUUUAAGUAAUUAAGUUUAAUAGUCAAUAUAGAUUUAUUUGGAUAAAUAGUCCACGGUUGAAAUAAUUUUUAUCUACUCGCGAUUCUGGGUAGUUAUAGCAGACGGCAAACAUCAGGCUAUAGUUUUAUACUUUUAUUCAAUUUUAAUCAAAAUUAUUUGUACUUACAUCGGGUUACACGAAAUCGAUUUAAUACUAGAUUUUUUUAUAUAAUACUUAUAAUAUAUAUAUAGGUAUAUACAAUUGCAAUAUACAUAAAUACAUGGUAAGUAUAAAAAUAAUUAUCUAACGAUACAAGCCACAGUUUUAACUGAUAAAGCAUUUAAUUAAAAUGCUUUAAUUUAAUAUUAUUAUUUAUUCCAUUUUAUAAUGCGACAUCAUCGACGAUCAAACAAAAAUCUUUUUGUAAUUUCAAUUUUUCAACUACAAGGAUAAUAAAGUAUUGGGAGACGGUAUAGUUCGCUUUUUUGUUUUGCAGGCUUGCAGCUACCGAUACAAAUGCGUUUUUUGAGGUGGUUUUGUUUUGGUACGUAAAGGACAACGGUUCACCAUAAUUUAUUAACUUUCUUGGUUAGUGCAGAGUACUUUACAUUGUAUGGCGAUCCGUUGAUCCGUCGUAGUAUUUAUAAACAACAGCCAACGGGUAGGUACAAUAGACACUAAUAUUAUUGUGUUUUUAUGAUAACUCUCCCACCACGCCCGUUAAUUGAUUAUUGGUGGUUUGUUUCCGCAAACGGUUUUUUUUUUUUUUUGGUAUUCAACACGGCUCGAUCGCCCAUCGAAAUAAUGCGCAACAACGUUUUUCUCUGCAACCCGCCCGUGUAACAGAAUUUUUAUUUACAUAGUAUUAUUUUAUCCACACUGCGGGAUAAUGAACCUUGUCGAUCGAGUCCAUGUAUAAUAUUGUUACAAGGUCCGUCGGCCGCGUACCACAAACCCAGUUAUCCGCCACUAUUUGUUAUAUCGAUAACAUUCGUCCGAUGAUAGUCCGACUCGGGUUUUAUAUUACCUAUAUAUCGUUUCGUUUUGAGUUUCGCAUCGUGUAUUUAUAUAGGCUAAAGAUAGGUAUAUACAGAUUUCUCUAAACUAUUGAUGACAGUAUCUGUGACUUUUUCAUUGAUGCAAUUGAUUUUCAUUGAUAUAACUGCAGACGGCGGCGUUUCUCGGAUCGCGUAUAUUGUAUACUUGCAGGAUGAUUAUUCUAAUAGGCUUAAGCAAUUGUUUACGAAUAUUUCGAGUAAACAGUGGUGUCUUGAACUUUAAAUAGAUAAACCACACGGGUGGGCAAUAAAACUUCACCCGCCUAUUUCAAAAUGUGAUAAGCCUUGUAAAAUUAUAUAGUAUAAAAAUUCGAUGCGAAUCAUACUUCGCACGAUUGAUCAUUGUUAAUUUUGGUUCGUUUGCCCAAUUUCCCAUUUUGAAAGUGUAUAUUGGAUACAUAGUUAAACAAAAUCGAGAUACUAUUGUAUCGGUCGGUACCUAUUGAUUAUUACCUCAAGAAAAUAAUAUUAAUAUUUUAUUUAUCCUUAAGUUUGAUGGCAUUGCUCUAACUGGUCAUAUAGCUUGAUUUAAUUAGUUGAUAUUUAUAUCGUUAUAUCACAAUUAAAUUAAAUCGGGCUUUCAUCUAGUCAUGAUAUGGGUCUACUGAGACUUGAUAAUUUUAUCUUAAGACAAUGAGUGUUCACUGCAGCUGAUACAAACAUCAGGGACGACUUCAGGAAUUUUAAAUGUGAGGGACAAGGAUUUAAGUGAGGAGAUGUAGUCCUCUUACUUCUGGCUACAAUUAAAAGGCGUCUUCUUUAAUAUAAUUUUGAAAAGGUUUGACUAAUUAAUGAAUAAUCUAUUUUUAAAAUGAUUUGUUGUUUGGGACAACAAUGUAUGAGAUGCUCAAAAUAAAAUAGGAAUCACUAUAACCUUUGUCAUUUUGUGCCAAUUCAAGCUUUAGGGGAUUUUAUAAAUAAUAAUCAAAUUUGUAUUCAAUACAUUUGUUCUUAUAACUUGGCUGAAACAAAAUUUUAAAAUAAGAUUACUAAAUGGUUAUAUUUUUAAGCUAAUGGGGUUAUUUUAACUUAUGCUUGUGAGACUUGGUCCACGACAAAAGAGGAUAAUGGAAGACUCACUAUUUGAAAGAGAAAAAUCCUAAAAAAUAUUUAUGGACCGGUGUAAAACAGUGACUUAGAAAUUGAUGAAAAAAACACGAAGAACUGUAUUGUUUACAUGAAAAACCCAAUAUACUAGCAUUUAUGAGUUAAAAAGACUGGAGUGGUUGGGACAUACAUAGAGAGCAAAUGGGGAUGUAUUAAAGAAUGUUCUGAUAGAAAAAAUAAACAAGUAAAAACCAAAAACCAGAUGAAGGGACAGUGUGGAAUAUGAGAAUUAUAGAUGUGGUUGUAAUAAUAGAUUAGUCUAUGGAUAGAAAAAGUGGAAGAGCUUAUUAUUAAUGGCAACGCAGAUCCUCAAUGGUCCGUUGAGCUAUUGAUGAUGAUGAACCCAAUGUGGUAAUAAUUCCUUAUCUCCCUCCCAGUUCAUUUCCCAUAGGUAUUCAGUUGAUUUAUUAAAACAUAUUUAUACAUUUUUCUGAAAUUUGGUGAGAAUAUUUAGUAAAUAGUUACAACUCUUAUAGUAACACUACAUGAUCAAUAUUCUAAUAAUAAUAAUAAUCAUAAUAUAAUUUCGAUUAAAAUAUACCUAUAGUUGUGUUUUUAACACCACUGCAAGCAUCAAUAACCAUUAGGUAUCUUCAAAACCUUAACUACCAUUAUAAUUAAUACCAUAAUCGAACUUUCUAAAAUUAAUGUACCUUCCAUUGACCGACCUGAUCCAAAAGUUUAAGUGGCAACUACCCCAAAAAUAUAACCUCGUGACGCCAUUAUGAGUAAAUUCGAUUUUGUAUUUUUCAGUCAUUAAUAAUAACAUUGAAGUUAAUAUCCGUGCAGCUGUAGAGAAGUUUUUUUUGUCGUAUAAUUUUCAAAAAUGGAUUAAUACCCUUCUUCUACCGCGCUCUUCAAAUGUUUUCCACUGUACACCAUAAAACCAAAUUUAAAUGUUCGUUAUUAUAACUUAUAACUUAUAACUAUAAAUUAUAAAUUAAAUAAAUAUAAAUUAAAUUAUAACUUAAAAUCUUCGUAGAUAUUAUCGUCGUUAGUUUGUGAUAUAAUAGUUGCACAGUAUACACGAUCACGUAUAAAUUGAAAAUCAUUUAUACACGCAUGAGACACAUACCUACCAUAACAUGAUAUAUUGUGCCUUUCACGUCUCUAUGUUAUAAAUGAAUAAUAUAACAUAAAUCAACCUAUAAUAUAUAUAAGCUAUAUAGUAAACAUAUAUAUAUAUAUUCGUGGCUUGUGCACGUGUAAUUCGUGAGGAAUUACAGAUUUUGUUCGAACGAUUAACUAACCUUUCCCAUGACGACGAAGACAUCGUGAUACCGACUUCGAUGAGCGUAUUAGGCAACAUUUUUUGAUCGGAUUCUCCCUGGGGAAAGACUAAAAGAAAAUAGUUAAAUAUAAAUUACUACAUCACUCGCGCAUACGGUUAAUUAUACGGUUUUGGAGUAAAACGUCACGCGGAGACGGCCUCGCCAUUUAAAGCUAAGAGGAAAAAAUCCAUUGUUUUUAACCGAAGGACGUUUAAUCCACGCAUGUUGACAAUUCUGUCUAUAUACUUUUAAUAACAAUAUAUUUUCGGUAAAAAUUAAAAACGAAAAAUGUAUAGAAUAGGAGCCUACUCAAUGCCUAUAAAAUAUAGGUAUAUUAUAUACAAUAUAUUCGACAACUGAUGCCAAUUACGCGUUUCUAGAAAAUAACGGUUUUAAGCCAAUUUAUUACUCGGUGACAUUUUUACGGUUACAACAUUAAAUAGGUGCCUAUAUAAUGUAUUAUUGUUACAUCGUCUCUCUCAGUUCAGCUGUAGGUACUUUCGCUCCGAACGCAAUUAUUCAAAGAGAUGCGCUGUUGUUUUUUUGUUUUUCAACGGUCUAUACCUUACCUAUGCUAUACAAAUGUUUCCAGGGACACCCGCUGUAGCACGAUAGAAAUACCUAUCUUAUAUUCCUAUACAUUGUGCUUAAAAUCGUGAUUGGAAAAUAAACGAUGUGCAAUCGAAGAUUACAAUUUAUUUGCCGGUCACACUACUAUUAUAUAGUAUUAUAAUAUUAUUGUUUGCUUGCCUUGAAUAAACUCAAUUUUAUUAUACCUAUUACCUACUAAGUAUAUAUAUAUAUAUAUAUAUAUAUAUAUAAUAGUUAGUAAUCUAUCUAGACAAAUAAAAAGUAUAGGUAUCUGAUCGAAAAUGUCUAAUGCGAUUGUUUUACAAUAAUAUAAUGUUUUAUAUACAUCGUUACAUGUUUAUAAAUACACUGUGUUAAUAUAGACAUAAUAUGUACAAUGUUUUACAUAAUAAUAUGACAUUAUUUGAUAACAGCACUUAUCAUAUGUUUUAUAUCAAAUAACAUUAAAGAUUGAAACAAAGAUUGAAUGCUCAUGUUUUGGACGUUUUCAGAAACGAUCGAGAAUAUUUAAAACAUCAGUUCAGAUAGAACUGAAAUAAAAAAAAAAAUUAAACAAGUAACUUAUACCAACUGUGCAGGAGGAAUGUGCUUAUCGUUUAUAAAAUGUAUCUAGUAUCUUGUAUAACUAAUGUAUAAUUUGGAGUCUGCUUAUUUAGAGUGUUUUGGGGUUGAUCACAUGCAAAUGUUUUAUUUAAAUUUUCUACAUUUGGGGGAAAGCUUUUAUUUUUAAUAUAAUUUGUUACAUUAAGUAAAUUUGUUUUGUAAGAUUCUACGAUAUUGUAAAAAGUGUUGGUUAAUUCGAAUUCUUUAAUACCAAAAUUUUGUUGUAUUAUUUCAUCUCUUAUGUAAUUUAUAAAGUUAAUUCCUUUUUUCAUUUUUUAUAUGUCAAUGUUAUAAUUUAUAUGAUUGUUUCUGGUUUACAUAGACUCUUUAAUUGGGUUAAUGAAAGUGAUUUUAUUGAAUAUAUAUGAUGUGCGUUUUAAAUGACUUACUGUUCGACUAUUUUCAGAUACAAUGAAUUUAAAAGGACUUUUUGAUGUAACUCUAAUUUUGGUUAUGAUUUUUUGGGAAGAAAGUUCAUGUAUUAAUAGUUUGAAGUAUUUUAAUGUAAAUUGUGUGUCAUACUGCAGUGAUAGACUUUUUGCCUUGAUUAUACAUUUUUUGUAUAACUUUUUGAUAUAAAUACAUGUUAAAUAAGUAAUAUAAAUUUGUAUUUUUAAAAAUGUUAUUUUGAAAUUCUUACUGAUAGAUAUUGGUUCUGCAAGACAGUAGCUAUAAUCAGAGUUUCCAUGAAAUUGAAUUCAUUCGUCUCAUAUUGGGAACCAAUGUGAAAUUUCAUGAAACCUCCAGUUACGACCAUCAAUGUAGGUUCUUUCACAAAACCAAAUUUGUAUAAUGAAGAUCAGUUUAUUAAAUAAUUGUAUAUAAACAAGUAUUAAAAAUAACACUCACCGCAUUAUUUCAUGGUCAAAAUUCAAAAAUUGCAUGCAAUUGUCUAUUUUAUAUAAUACUUUUUGAAAUUCAUAUCUGACCUCUGUGUAAAUAAUUUCCCCAUCCUUUGUAAAUACAUUUUGGAAUUGUCCAUUAAACUGGUUUACAAAUUUUAGAACCAAAUUUAAUUUAGACGUAACAGAAAAUCUGCAAGGACAUGAUUAAACAAUUCAGCCAAAAUUGGGUCCUGUGCUAUUGUGACUUUGCUAUAGAACAAAUAAAUAAUAAAUGUAUAAAUGUUAUAUAGUUCCAUAUAAACGACAUAUUAUAGUAUAUACCAAUAAUAAUUGUAGGUACCCGUCGACUUUAAAAGUAAAAAUAUUCCAUUAUUUAAUAUUAUGUUAGUACCGGGCCUGUUAUUCUUUCAAGCAUGACUGCGGAUGACGGACGACAAUAAUAAUAGUCGUUCACACGUAUACCUUAUGAUGGGAACUACCUUGACCGCCAUGUCGUAUAUAUACAUAUUAGAAUAAUAUUAUGUAUAUAUCGAAACUAACAACCGUUUUGUGAAGGGUCCGUAUAGACAAAGUAUAAUAAUAUAAUGAUUAUAAAACAAUACAUUUCGUUACUCAAUAAAAUAAUAGGCAGGUGUAUUAUAUUGUUGUAGUUUAACCAUCCGUCUUUCCCUAAACUUAUAUUUUCGUUGCAGUUGUAAUGAUUCAUCUACGCAUAGGGAUCUGACAACAAAAGGGGUGUUUUGAGAAGUAUUUUCGAACUAUAAUAGGUACAUCUACAUAAAUAAAACAGCUAUAAUGCGUGUAUAUAGUUACUUAGGAAACGCAAUACUUAUAUGAUGAUGAGGUGCCCUUAUAAAAAUGUGGUUUUAAUAAUCGAUAAUAUUAUUGGUUUGCACGCGUAAUUGGCUAUUACACUGUAAAGACAAAGGAACAUCACCCUAUGUUUUUGUUAGUUUUUUUUAUAACCGACGACUGUACGUAGAUUAAAUUAUAUAUUAUGGGAUGUAUAGCCGACCGAAUCACUAAUGGAAUGUGAAUAUUUAAAAUAUCUACACAUACAACUGUUGUACACUGCAGUAUAAUAUAUUAUAUACUUCAUGAAUAAUAAAUUUUCAGUUGUUUAAAAAACACUUAUAACGACGUAUUUUCUUUACGUUUGAUGACUCCUUGACUUUAAUAUAGGUAACCACUUCACAAUUUAAUACAGCUAGAGAUACUCAAAAAUACAACAAAAUGUUAUCAUUAUAAUAAAUUAAAUAUUUUAUAAUAUCCAAGAGGUAUCAAAAACGUAUGAAAAUGGAAAAUAUAUUUUACCCACGAUAUAUUGCCUGGAUACAUGUUAAGAUUAAUAUUAUGUCAUAAUUUUAUUAUGCCAACCAUGUCAACAAUUCUAUAUUACACAAUUUUGUUAACAUUACCGGAAACAAUUAAAUGUUUGUUAAAUUGAAAAAGAUCACGUUAAGUUGACUUUGAACCGUAAAUUAUAUUGAAGAUUUUACUAUCUGAGAGUACUAAAUAAUAAAAACAAACUAUAACAUAAUUUUUAAACGGUUUGGCAUGGCGCGUGGCGUUCUCUAUUUAAAACAGAGUUGAUAUUAAUUAACGAACAGUAGUUCGUUCACAUUUUAAAAAAAUCAGGUUACGCAGUAAAGUGGAGAAAAAUGUUAGCAGUUCAGUGAAUUGUGAUUUUUUACAAAACUACGCCUAUAUAAUAUGACGAAUACGUAAUUAAGCAGAUAUGAUUCAUAGCAAUUUAGCAAUUCAUUAGUUAUUUUUAAAUUUAGUUUUAAGAUUUUUUUUAUAAAUUUUUAAACUUUUAAAUCAGAUAUUUGGAAAUUUAAGACUGAAAUUUGAAAAAACUAUGAUCUGACUUAUUUAAUUUACGUCACUGUACAUUGAAUUCAAAUCGUGUCUUCUUGUCUUUCCUCUGUCUCCUUUUAAAUUUUGAGCGGAGUGAGAAAAGUAUUUUUAUUUUAUUUGUGGUACUAUAAAGUAAUCCAGAAGAAAAAAAUGAUUCGUAUCAUAUUUUCAAAAGUCACCCUUUAGGAAUUAAAUUUAGAAAAUCCAGCAUCGAGGUAGACACGGGCCUGUUUUCUGCUUAUUAUAGUUUAUGAAAAAUUGAAUUGUGAUACCUAAGUAAAUUUAUGCAUAACACGCAAUUCGAACAGACCUCUGUAAGAGCUAGCAUGUAAUUCGGAUGUACUGUAAUUUUCAGACCUUUGCGUGCAAUAGAAUCGGCUGUGGAUCGUUCAUAGAUAUGUAAACAAUUAAUUUUAUUGUACAAUAUAAAAUAUAUAUUGCAUUGUCAUUGUGUAAAAGUCGGACCCUAUGGAAAAUAUUUCGGUUGUUUUUAAUAUAAUACGAGCUCACGUUUAACGUCUGUUACAAUAUAUUAUAUUUUUAUAACUGCAGCUGCAUGUCCAAUGUGUUGGGGUGGGUGAACUAAUCGCUCACUGCAUCUGCAUUCGGGCACCUGCUACAGACUUCCAAGCGAUUUUAAUUGACAUAAAAAAAAUAAACACGAUUAUAUACGGAUUCCAAAAGUAAUAUAACGUAAUGUAAUGUAACGUAACCCUCAUUGUGUUUUGGAAACGGUUAGUGGGUACGUGAUGUAUAGGUAGGUAGGUAGGGUGGUCGCGGACGGUUUACCAGUAGAUGAAAGUAUAUGAGUUGUAUUAUUUUUUAUAUUUUUCACAGCUGUUGUAUAAGUAUACUUGAGUUACGCUACUCAAAAAAAGGUUGACAAAUAUUAUUUUUAAAAUUGAUUAGCUAAAAACAGUUCAAAUAUGAAUCAUUUUUACUUGGAUAACAUAAAUACAUUAAACUUAAAAAUAUUUAAAUUACCUAUAUAAUAGUUUAUAUUUUUUUAGAUAGGUGUAUUACAUCUUGUAUAUUUAUUGACUGAUGUACCGCCUAUACGUAUGUAAAAACUAUAUUUCUAUUAUUGAAUAUUAGAAAUUAUACAAAUUACAAUUUUGGUGCUCUGGGACAUUUGCCCCUCCCCCUCUCUCUUAUAGUUAUACCUCUGCUAGUGUCUUUGUAUGUAACAACAAUAUAUUUAAUUAAAUUAAUUGACGCUUUUCGGUGAAUACCUACACUUCUACUUAUAUUAAAAUAACUAUACUUACCAUUAACACAAUAAAAGUUUAAAAACUAUUCAUUUUUAAUUGAGGUUUUAAUUUUUGGUUAUUUCAAAUAUGGGUAUUGUUAAACAAUAUUAUUUAAUUCAACUCUCCGUUUCCAUUAUUUAAACCACAUUAAAAUCUUAAUUUAAUUUGUAUGCGUUCAACACCUUAAUAUAAGUAAAAUCAACUCCAAUAUUUCUAUUAGACUUAGCUAAGGUGGCUUUUCAUAAUUAAUGAUUAUUUAUUAUGUAUAGAUAUAUUUAGUAAAUAAAACCGUUAUAAUCAUAAAUAUUUUUGAAAAAAAGUACAAUUCAUUAAUAAAUAAGUAUUCAUUGUAGUUAAUAAUACUCCGUUCAUUUAUAUUAUUACAGUAUACUGUUAUUUUUAUUUAUCAGUUAUAAAGUCGUUGUUUAACUUAAAUUUGUAUUUUGUAACAGGUUGGGAAUUUUUGAUUAAAUAAUUUUUUUUUUACAUGGACGCGUGGGGCCUCGUAAUUAUUUGAUCUUUGGUGUGCCUGGGUCAAUUUUGACCCAGACACCCUCCUCUGACGCACGUGAAUAUGCAGAUAAAAUCAACUGAUGAUAUUUGAUUGUAGUUAUGAGCAGAUAAUCGGACGGCUCGAGAUCACUAAACCGUGUCAGCGGAUCGAUAAUAUAACAUAGGUUCUGCAUAUUAUAUUGAUCAAUACUCAAUACUGUAAUAUAUGUGGAUAUUUAGAUAAUGUAUAAUAAUAUAUAACCAAAUCCAUAGAUUAAAUAAUUGUGUAUAAAUAUUAAAUUUAUGAAUACGGCCGCCGCCGUUCCGUUAUUGCGUUUUGUAAAUGCUUUGUAAAUUUAAUUUAAUUGUAGAUAAUCAAAUUUUCUUUGAACUUUGAAAAAUUAUUAAAAAUAAAAAAUAUUUUAGAAGAAUAAACUCUAUAAAAUGGCUAUCUUCAAUUUUUUUUGAAAAUAACAAAAUAAAAAGUUUUUUUAUAUUUUUACUAAUACAUACAAAUUUAAUUCAAGUACACAUAUUUUAUUCCUUAUCCCUGCAAGUUGCAGGGAUAUAUAUAUAUAUAUAUAUAUAAAACAGAAUUUCAUUAUUUUUAUUAUGUCAGGAAAUAUUUUAAUGGAUAUAUUUUCGUUGGAUAUUAAUAUAUUUCGUAAAAUUGUAGUUCGAGUUUGAUUUCGUCAUUUUUGUAUUAAUACAAUAUCAUAUUAACAGUGAUAUAUACCUGAAAUACACUAAAACUAGAGUAGUUUACUAUGUAAUGUGACAAAUGUAACAUAGGAUAUAAAAAUCAAAAUACGUUAUUAUUUUUAUUAAAAAUUCCAAUUAGUCAUUCGUUUGGGUUUUAAAGAGUGCGUUAAUGUUUGAUGUAGUCAAAGUGGUUAUAUAGCGUCAUUAUAAAGAUUUGUCUGUUUAGUUAAUGUUUUUUUUUUAUUAUACUUAAAACGUAAAUUAUGGCAUUUCAGUUAAAAUUGGAGAUUUAAAAAAAAAGCUGAUAUUGGGGACGGGUGCAACCACUGUCAUAAGUAGAAAGUAGUUUUUUUCAUAAGCGUUGACGAAAAUCAUAAAAGUUACUGAAUUUCAAAAUAUAUCUUACCGGGCUUUGGUCCUAAUCGUUUUUCGUUAGCAAUAGCUUAUCACUUCAUACAGAUAUAAGUUAAAUAAUUGUAUGUAUACUAUCUUAACAACUUCCCAGCUGGCCAUCUACAACAGAAGCUGCAUGCACCCGUUCCCAGUAUCAGCUGUUUUUUAAAUGUUAUAUGUAAUUAAAAGUGUACAAGAUGCAUGGGUUACCAAAACAUGCGACAUCCUCUUAACCAAAAUAUUGUAGAUGUACGAUGUACAUAGAUUUAUAAUUUAUAUGUUUUAAUAUUUACGACUGCAAUGCUACAUUGUGAUAUAGUGCACAUAGUUCCUGAAUUUUAAAUGUACAUAAAGAGUAUAUUGGUCAUUACAGUCAACUUUUAUCAAAUAAGUGCGAUUUAUGUAUGAUAAAUUAUAUCACCAGUUGAUAAUUAACAAUUAAUAUCAUUUAUAUUUCAGUCUAUAAAACUAUAAAGUCCAUUUAUAUUUAUAUAGGUCAGUGCGCAGUUUUUGUAUGUAUAACAAUGAUUAUUUUAAUGUUGAAAACGGAUUAAAACUUUGGUUAAAACGUUUCAUUUCAUUAAAAUUCGUAUGUAAAAAGGUUUUCACCGAACAUAUUUGUAGAAUUUGGAUUUAGUACUUGCUAUUUUAAACAUUUUUAUGACCGUUAUUAACCCGUUAUGUAUGACGAGCAUACAUCUAGUAUUAUAUUCUUCUUCUCCUUCGCCUUUACCCCAACUAUUUGGUGUCGCCAUGUCGAUAACUCUUGUCCAAAACUUCUAUGUGUCCCGACUCCCCACAUCGUCCUUACAUAUAUCCGCCAUCCUUAAAUCAUUCUCAAUCGCAUCCAACCACCUUUUUUUUUUGGUCUUCCUUUUCCCUUCUUUCCUCCUACGACUAUUUUUAUUAUAAUUCUUACUACUUUUGAUUCUUCUCCCCUUAUAACAUACACAAACUAUCUCAGUCUAUUUUAUCUAUUUUGUCUACUAUUCAAACCACAUCUAAGUUCCUAUUUUCUAUCGUCACUUUACUCAAUAAUAAUAUUAUAUAUAUAUUAUUCCUUUACAUUAUAAAUAUACCAUGUUCAUUUUCGUAUUUUGAUGGUUGUACAAUGUACAACUUAUAAUAUAUUAUUGUUUCUUUGGAAACCUGUUCGAGUAUUAUGAAUUAUAACCUAUGUACAUAUUAAAAUCAGGUAUUUUUAAUGCAUUUCAUAAUCUUGAUACCUGUUUAAAAUACGUUUUAAUUCGCAUAUUAUGUAGAUAUUGCUUGUAUAAUUUAUAAAUAUUACCUAUAUGUAUAUUAUAUUUGCUUACUGCUAUAUACUGCAGUGUAGUGUGAUACAAAUAUAUAUAUAUAUAUAUACCUAACGAAUUUUAAUUUUAACAAGUAUAACCAAUGAACUGUAAAAACAAUACACAGAUCGAAAAUAAACCAUAUAGUACGUCGGACAUAAUAUUAUUACAAUGAAAUAUGAAAGUAUUAAUAAUCGAUGCAUUAAUGACCAUCAAGCUGUAUAAUGCUUUCAGACAAUAGAUUAUUUUAUUCAAACAUUUCAAAAAUAGUAAUUACAAAUUAUAAGAUUGCAGUGAAGGUACCUAUAAAAAAUUCGAUCACCAUACUAAAUACCAUAUAAAAUAUAUAGGUACUCUGCAGGUUAUACACAAAGAAUAACGGGUUAUGCUGGGAAUUGAACUAAUUUCCUGUUAAGUUAGUAUGCCACUAAACCUAUACACAGUGCUACAUCCGAAAUACGAUACAUAAUAUAUACAUUAGGUACCUAUACAUAAUUUGGUAAUUUAAUAAUAAUAUCUAAAUUUAAAGUACCUACUACAUACCCACGUAAUAAGGACAACUAUUAUACUAAUAUACAAUUAUUUUAUACUAACAUAAACUAAUCUAAUACACUUAUUAAUUAUUAUUAUAAUUUUUAUACUUUAUAAGUCAUAAUAUUAUAUAUUAUAUACAAGAUGCAACUUUUUAGAUUACUACUUUUUAAAUAAUUAUUACUUUAUCUUUAACUAUAAUAUAUAUAUAUAUAUCAGAACAUAGAUUAAUCUAUAUAUUAUUGUAUAUUUUAAUAAUAAUAGGAAUGUCUUAAUUAUAAAAUCCACGUAAUUAUAAUGAAUAAUAAUAAUAUGUAGGUACAAUAAUGGAUUGUUAUUAUAUUAUAAAUACGUAGGUAUAUAUUAUAGUAAUUGCAGCAUGACACAAAAUAUUAUUACAAUGUAAACAUUUAUUCGUCUUACAAAAUUGUAUAAUAUUUAAACAAUUCGCUAUUGUACAUAAACAUUAUACGUAUUAUUGGUAUACUCGGAUUCUAAAAAAUUCUGCAAGAAAUAUUAUAAGCAUUUAUUACACAGUUUCGCAAGUUUUGUUAUAUUAACAACAAAAGCACAUACUUUUGCUCCAAUAUUAACAAAAAUAUUAAAAUUAGGUUUUCUCUAAUAUAUUAAAGUAUAAUUAAUUAUUUUAUACAUUAUAUUAUGCACAUACGAGUAUAAUCGGCGGAUAUUGAAUAUUGAUAAUUAUUAGUAUAUGUAAUGAAUAAUUAUUACUUAUAAUAGGUAGUUAACAAUUUCGAUAGUUUUCAAUAGUUAAGUCGAACUAUUGAAUAUAUUUAUUUUUCAUUAACUAAUAUUUUUAUUCAGAUAAACAAUUAUAUAAAGGUAGUCGGUAGAAUAUUUCGAACAACUAUUCUAGUUGUAGUGCUUUUCAUAACCGAAAAGUUAAAUAAUUCUAAUAGUUUUCAAUUUAUCUGGUAAUAAUUUUAUUAUAAAGGUAUAGGUACGUAUUUUGUCACACCACAUGCGUAUAAUCAGGAAUAUAAUAUAUAAUAAUCCCUAUAUAAUCGGGAAAUUUUCGAACAAGUAAACAUUUAAUUACAAUUAUUUUUACUAGACAUUUUGAUUUUUCAAAAAUAUUUACUGUUGUGAAUAAACAGUGAAACAAGCGUGUUUAUAAUAUACUUCUAUCUUUACUAUUACCUAUAGCGAAUAACUAUAGAUACAUACAAAAUUUUAUUACCUACCAUCCGACCGGUUUUCGCACGGCAAAUGGCAUCGAAUCGAACGUCGCUGCUGCAGAGACUUAAACGCCUGCGAGAUAUUUUUCCUUUUUAUUAUAUUCACUCGCGGCAAUAUAAAAAUAUAUACGCCGCAUUGGUCAGCUCAAUCGAAUUCGACCUACUUAAUGCAUUUAUUAUAUAUAUAAUAAACGUACCAAUAUAAAUAAUAAAAUACACCUAUAUCUACGGUAAUUUUUUUUUUUUUUAUGCAAUAUAUUACGUACAAAAUAGUUUUGUUUCGUUUCGUGUGUUUUUUUUCCUAUUAGUUCUUAUCGAAUCAUCAUCUCUCCGUUGACACCGGCAAUGAAGACAGAUUAAUCGGCCAAACCCAUGAUUCGGAGAUCGGUCCAAUGACCCCACGCUCAAUCGGUGUUCAUCAAAAUUAUAUAUACCUGUAUAUUAUAUGCAAUAUUAUACGUGCACCAUUUUAUAUUAUAUUAUUAUUUUCCACGAAAUAUUAUUAUGAUAAUACAUUAAUACGUCCUAUCCGACGAGAAUAUCGUACAAAGAAUAACCUACACGAAAUUUAAUAUGUCAUAACUCAUAGUAUAAUAUAUUAAUAUUUUUAUUUUAUUCGACUAUAUACUAUAUAUAUACCUAGUAUACCUACGUAAUGUUUAUACAAUAUUAUUAUAUGUAUUUGCUUUUGUCGUUCAAUUUUAAUAUUAAUAUAACCUUGAGCUAAUUUUACGGGAAUAAUAAUUAGGGUUAUGUAUGUAUAUAUGAAUGUAUUUUCGUAUAUGUAUAUAAUGUAUAUAUGUGUAUACGUUUUAUAUAUGGAAAGUGAAAAGUCUGUGAACAUUAUUAUUUGUAUAUUAAAAGUAAUUUGUUUGCAAUCAUUGUGUCGUAUUCCUAUAUUAUUUGUAAAAUAGUUUUGAUAUUGCACAGCAGCACGUGAAACCCAAUAAUAAUAAUAUAAUAUACAUAACUUUCAUAUAAUAUAUAAGGUACAAAAAUUAUUAUACCUAAAAUACUAUAAACAGUAAUCGGUAGAGCAUGUCAAUAUUAUAAUAAUUCUCCAAUCUCCGGGGUAUAGGUAUAUCUAUCGUUUGCAAAGUAUCCUAAAAACAUGAACUGGUAUUAUAUAGUACACAUAUAGUAUAUUUUAAAUAAAGACCGGAUUUAAUUGAUAUUGCAACUUUUUUUUGCAAUUAAGAUAAAUUGGAUCUGAUUAAAUAUAUAGCUGAUAUAUAUUAAUAAUAUUCUGCCUAAUUAAUUUUAUAAUGCAAUUUUUUUCAAUUUUCUCAGGGUUUUUAAAUCAUAGGCUUUUAUCGUUCGUCUGGAAUUUUCUAGAAGCUUGGAGAACCCAGCGAGCGAUAAGCGUCUAUAUAUAUAUAUAUACGGUGGCACCACCGAGAAUAAAUAAAUACAGAAAAGAAAUGCCGGGUAUACCUUUACCACCCGUACCUAUGAUUACAAGAUUAGGAACAUGGUUAAAUGCUGCACUUUUCUAGCGCAAAUAAUUUUGAAAAGUUUAAUAACGUGAUUGAAAGUUUAACAGAUGAUACUACAAGUGACGAAAAACUGAAACAGCUUGUACAAAAUAAUGCAAUCAAAUAUGGUUGGGCAUUCAUAAAAUUACACUUAUCUGAGUUAUCCAUCAAUCUUAAAAAUUUGGAAGAAUCUAAAAGUGAACUAAUGAAAAGCAUUGAUAUAUUUAGAAAAAUUGAAGAUUUUUUAACAAAUAUUCCUGGUCCAAAUGGGAAAAAAAUGUAAGUAAGUAAUUGAAAAAAAUAAAGGGUAUACAACUUUAAAGUCUUAAUAUGAAGUCAUGUCAGGUAAAGCAAAUGUUAAUUUAGAUAUAACGCCUACUUUAUUAAAUUGUUUUGAAUAUGCACCAAUAACUAGUGUAGAUGUAGAACGUAGUUUUUCUUUGUACAAACAUAUUUUAAGUAAUAGAAGAUUUAAUUUUAAUUAAAAUAAAGUAACAUUUAUCUAGUUUUUUUUUUUUAUAACUUGCAUUUUUAUAGUCCAAUUUUUGUGUGUUUUAAAUGGAAUGAAAUUCGGUCUUUAGUAAUUAUAUAGAUAAUAAUAAUUAUGCGAAAUAGUAUAGAUGUAUACAUAUUUGUAUAGCUCUGGAUUUUUUUAAAACUCGAACAGUUCUAAACAAAUUACGGGGUUCCAUGCAAAAUAGUUUCGCGGGGCUCAAUAUAUUUUAGGUAAACUAUAAUCACUUAGGUACACUAUUAAAAAAAAAAUAAUACGUAUAAUAUUUAAUAUUUAUUUUUUGACAUAUUAUUAGUAUCUAAUACUACUAAUUUGAUAACAAUUUAUUUAGAAAUGGUUUAUAUUAGUUUAAAUAAAUAAAAUUAAUUUAUAUAAUACUAUUACAUUUUGGUUUUCAAAAUCAUUUAUAACCAAAUUAUAAUUAAUGGUUUUAGUUAUAAUUUUUUGGAUGAAUAAUGUUACAAGUCCAGUUAGUCUAGUUUGUGAUAUUGUGCUCCUAAGAUAACUUUUUAUUAAUUAUAAUUUUGAGAAUAAUCAUCAAUAAUCAAGAAGCCGACGUGAUAGGUACAGUUAGCAUUAUUCGAAGAGAAAUAGUUAUGUUUGAAAAAGAGUAAUCUAAUACUUUUAGUAUCUAUAGAAAGAGGUUGAAGUGCAGUUUUGUUUUCUGUCAUUUUAAAUAUUUGAAGUUUAUAAUGUAACUCACUUCCGUCUAUAUCUAUGUGUUAGCCAUACAUGAGAUAAUAUGUAGAUCUUUAUAAUACUAGGUGUGGCUAUUAAAUAACAAGACUGCUCGCCUAGAGGGCGCCCUAGAUGGGUAGUGAAAAAAGCGAGUAAUGCGUUGGGUAUAUAGUUAUAUUAUCUAUGCACGUACCAAAACACGUUUUCGUCACUAUUAUAGUAUUUGUGCAGUAGUGGUUUGAAACGAACGUGUUUUUUUCUCGUGCCGAAAACCAUGUGUGACGAAAAACAUGAGCAACGGAUAAACAUAAAAUUUUCUCGUUAAACUAAAAAAAACUCCAACUGAGUGCUAUAAGUUGUUAAAAGAGGCCUAUAGUGAGGAUUUCCUAUCUCGGGCACGUGUUUUUGAGUGGCAUAAAUUAUUUUCUGAAGGUCGAGAGUGCACCGGAAUGCAAAUUCAGUCGUAAUCCAAAUUCAAAACCGUUUUCUUCGAUAUCAACGGCUUCGUGAUGACUGAAUGNUUAUUUGGCCGCUUAAGGCACUCCAGUACUCGAACACGCGUCUUACUCACCCGAUUUGGCACCCUGCGACUUUUACUUGUUUCCGAAGAUAAAGUCUGCCUUAAAAGGAAUCCGGUUUGAGUUGAUGAAAGAGGUGAAACAAAAAUUGGCGGAACUCCUGAAUGGUCUUACGAAAACAGACUUCCAGCGCUGCCUCGAGCAAUGGAAGAAACGAAUUAAACGGUGUAAAGUGAAGGGGAGUAUAUUGAAGGGAAGCAUUUGAAUGUAGAAUAACUUUUAUAAUAAAACACUUUUUCGUAACCAGUCUCGUUAUUUAAUAGCCACACCUCGUAUUUUAUUAAUUCACCGUUUUCUGUUUCUUUAAGCUUUGAGUUUCUUAUAAGCUUUCCAAUGCGAUAGAGGAAUUCAAAUUUAUCAUUGUAAGUCGUAAACUACUUAAAACGUAAGUUUAGCGCACUUAAUACUUGAUAUAUAAUAAUAGUAAAAAAUGAAGUACGAAAUUUGGUUUCACCAUAAAUACAUUAGGUACUUUAUUUGAAUUUUUAAAUAAUAAUAUCCGUAUUAAAUCACUAAAAAUAAUAAUAAUAUUAUAGAGAUGUAUAUACUUACGGUAAAAUAUACGAGGGGUUUUUUUUAAUCCAAAAAGUUUAGACGGGUCAAAUAACCGCAAAUAAUAAAAUUUAGAAGUUAUAAUAAUAAUAAUAAUAACAAUAAUAAUAAUAAUAAUAAUAAUAAAUAACAUUACGAUUUUUUUUUCUAUGGUUUUUUCUUUUCUUUAAUAAAUUCUUAUAUACUACAAGAACGCGCAAUGUAACUGUGAUCUUGAAUUUAUUUCAUACAGUCCGUAUUACAUUAUUUUGUGAAAAUAAUAAUCAUAAUAUAUUCAAACGCAACAUUGAGGACAUUUCCGUCUUCGCCAUGGUCAGGUCGUUGCGUGUUAAUUACUUUUCGGACCAUAGCUAAUUUCCUUCUUUUUUUCAUCAUCAGCCGCACUGUGUUCAUCUGGCGCAGCGCGAUUCUCGAUUUAACAACAAAACGUGGACUUAAUUAGAGAACUAUAUAGGUAGAUUAUUAAUUGUUUUUCUCGAAAUUUUGAAUACAUUAGAACGUUAUACGAUAUUGAACUAUAAACUGUUAAAGGUAGGUGUGUGUGAGGUGGAGAGGUUAAAAUUAAUUUUCAUAUAUUUUCAAUUAUUUACAAUUAUAUAUUUUUAUUUAAGAAAUAUACAGCACAAGUCACAUAAUAUGUGCAACUACUGAAUUACGUUGGCAAUUUUAAAAAUUAAAUUUUCAAGUUAGAUGUGUAAGUAUUUUUCGACUUUGAUAUUUUACAGACUUAUAACUCGCUCAAAAAUUAAAAUGUCUAAAAAAGCAGACGCUAUUGCAUAGAUAGUAUGUUUUUGUAAUAAGUCUUCAUAAUUCAUUCUAAUAUUAAAAUUAAUAGUACAAAGUUAUCCCCGCUGAACGAAAAUGUAUAGCUAUAUUAUGCAUUUUUAAAUCGGAGACAACUCAUGCGGGUGUGGUGCCCUCUUAAGUAUACAAAACCCGGAAAAUUAAACAGAAUCCCAGUUACGCUCCCCCCUCUCCCCCGGAAAAAGAUGUCACUACGUUUGACCGAUUUUUGAUUUUACAAGGGGGUACUAAAAUAUUGAUUCUAUUGAAAAUAUUAUACGAGUACAUCAUUAUAUGGAUUAAAAAUUAUAUUGUAUACUUUAUACUUAAUAAUAUACAUUUAAACACUUGUAAAAAAAAUAUAAUUUUUAGACUUUCUCGCUUCACUAACGUACUUGUGAUUGUUUUCUUCGCUAUAUCACAUUCGCUAAGUAUUGGCGUCAUUGAAAGCGGAAAUUAAUGAUUUGAAAUGGUAUUUACGAAUUAAGUAUUCCUAUUAUUUACGAGACUGAAUAAACAACUACCAAUAAAUAGUCCUAUUAUACGCUCUGGCUAAACGAAAUGUAUGUAUAUAUAUAUUAAAUAACAAUAACACUUUACCUAUUGUAAAUAUAUCUGUAUUAUUAUUAUUUGUUUAUUUUUUUUUAGAAUUUAUUACUUUAAUCUAAACGAACAUUUUUUAACUACAUUAAACCGAACACAGGCACAUGUAUAAUAUUAUGUGUGUUAAAUGGUCUUCUUAGAAAAGUGAAAAUUAUAAUUGAUCGUCAUAGUGCACUGCAGGUAAAUUAGGCAGGUUAAGAGUGCCUCUGAACCGAUGAUUGAAUUAUGUAUGCGUUUAUGCCCUAAAAAUGAUGAUGAUAUAUAUAUAUAAGACAUAAAUAUACUCAACUAUUCUAAAUAUCAAAUAAAUGAAAGUAUUCAAUGUGCUACUUUUUAUAGUCUCUUUUUUCUUUUACUUUACAAUUCAUAUUAAAUUAGAUCUUAUAUACUUCUAUAUGCAUAAUAAUAUAUAGGUACUUAGAAAUAUACAUAUAUUAUAAUAAUAUUUAGUUAUAAAUAUAGUAGGUAAUACUACCUACUAUAUAUAAUAUUAAUAUAGGUGUGUAUAUGAACUCUACGACUGUACAUGUACAUACGAAUCACGGAUGGACACCUACACACGUACACGAUUUUGUAAUAUUACAAUACAAUUCCAGUUUGUAACUACAUCGCGUAGGUAUCUACAAAAAGGUUUCUGAAACCUUUAGAUAAAUUCAUCUAGAUUAUAGUCAAAGCCAUGUGUACAUUAUCUCUAUACAUACUUUUAAAACUCCCAUGCAGUGCUGUCGUGUAGUGCUAAUGUGCGACUCGUGAAAUACGAUCUCUGAAAUAUAUUACAAUAUUACAAGAAAUCAAAGCUGUCGAGAAUGCCGUCAAACUAAAUUAAUUAAUAUCUAUAGAAUAUAAAAACACGGACAUACUUUGUAUCUGGGUAGGCAAGAAGGUAAGAAGUUAAGAAGGUAGAGGUGAACUUUAAUGUAUAUCUGUACGCAACGAUUAACCAUUGCUAACGAAAAACGAUUCUGAGUGGAGUUCGGUUAAUAGUGUUGCUUUGGCAACAUUAUAUAUAUCAUAUUGAAAUUUUGUUUGAAAAAAAUUUUAAAAUUGACAUUUCCAUCAACUUGUUGGUAAAGAGAAAACACUUUUAUAACUUGGUAUUUUUACGGAACGCUAUACAUUAUACAGUUAUAGUUUCAAUGUAACAUUUUGAUAAACGUUCAGUUAGGGUGUAUUGAUGUGUUAAAAAAUAAAAACUAUUACACAAAUAAAAUAAUAUUAUUUUAGAAUAUAGGUACAUUAAACAAACUUCUAAAGUAAUUAUAGUACUCAAAGUAACUUAUGAAGUACCUAUCAACUAUAUCAACUAUAUUAUAAUAAAUCAUACAAAUUUAAAUUGCCCGAAUAACGUCAAAAAUAAAACUGGUUGAAAUAUAAUAUAAUCGCUUUAGCCGUGUAACUUGUUGUGUUCGUAAAAGAUUAAUGCAAAUGGAAUAUACUGCAAGGUCAACAUAUACCACAUUAGGUGUCAAGACCACACUGCAUUCAUUAGUCAAGUGCUACUUAAUAACUAGAUCAUUUUCAAAAUCGUUAUUAUGUAUUAUAUAGAUAGUUUGCGCACGCGAAUGCAGUCAUUCGUUUAUAAUUAUUAAUAGUUUCUUUAAUUAGGUAAGAUAACUUAGGUUAUUAAUAAGGUAUUAUAAGUAUUUAUUAUCUUCAUUUUGGUAUUUAGUAAUUUUUGUACAAUAUUCCUAAAUUUUUGAACAUUUGAAUUGAUUCCCUACCUUUAUUUUUUUUCAAAAAUAUAUUGGUUACCAAAAUGUUGUUAAUUAUUUUAAAGUUAGACAAUAUGAACCAGUUGACGUCAGAAAGUUAACCGAAUAAGUUUAGUAUGAUUCUUAAUUUUAAUAAAAUCUAACCUAGACAAUAUCAAAGUUUAACAAUAAUUAAAAAACUAAAAUACAGACAAUUAUUAAUUUGAACGUGUUCGGUAUCGUUAUAAAAUAUUUAUAUAUAUAAAAAGACGAACAUACUAUAAGUACGAUGAUUGGACAACUUUUGUGGGUGGGAAGUUGGUAAGGUAAGAUAUAGAGAGGAAUUUAAUGUAUAUCUGUAUGCAACGAUUAAUCAUUACCAACUAAAAAUAAUUCUGAGCGGAGUUCGGUUAUACAUGUUUAAGCGAAGCAAAGCGAAGAAUAUAUUAGUUUUAAAUUAAUAUUUAUUUAUUAUUUUUUUUUUACUGUGUGUACAAAAUUUUUACCAUAAAUCUUGCUCCGAUUUUCAAAUGUGGCAAUUUUUCUGAAAGAAAAUUUUAUCUCGUUGGUACUUUAAAAAGGUAAUUUUUUUGAUUUUCCAAGCGGUUUUCAUAAUAAUUGGGAAAAGCCGGGGAAAACGGAGGAAAAACGAAAAUAAUGUUUUUAUUAUUUUUGUUUUUUGUUGUGAUUCGGUUAAAAAUGUUCGUAGAGACUUAAAAUUUGGACAGAAAACUUUUAUUUGAUUUUCUAGACGUGGUAAAAUUUUAAAAACAUUUCAGCUAUUUGUGAACUUUUUAUAGACAUUUUAAUUAUGCGAGGUUUUUACUUAAUUUUUAUGUUUGGUACUCUGUGGAUAAAAUUUUUAAACUAUAUAUUGACAAUUAAACAGGAGAUUCAUUAUAAGUCAUACUUUGUGAUGAAAAAAAAAUGAGUUUAAUGUAUGUAGUAUUUUUUUUAUAAGCAUUUUAUUAUCAAAUUUUAACGAAAAUCUUAAAUAUUACGGCCUUUUAAAACAUUUAUAACCGAACUCUUCUUAGAACCGUUUAUUGUUAGUAAUAAUUAAUUAUUGCGCACAGAUAUACAUUAAAUUCUCCUCUUCGACCUUCCCAACUUCUCACCUACAACAGCUAGUGGCCCACUCAUCAUGCGAAGUAUGUCAGUCUUUUUGUAUAUUAAAACCUUGAAAUUACACUAAUGUCAUAUUUUCGAAUCUAAUCUUCUAAAAUUGUAUUUAAUCUUUAAUUAAUACAAUAAUUAUAGUAUUAGAUUAAAUACUACUCGUGUAUUAUAAUAUAUUUAAAAAGUUGAAUAUAUUUGGAUGUAGUAAAUAAAAUUUGGAGUGGAAAGAUUUGCACUAGCUAGUUGGUUAUCGGGCAACUUAGUUAUCAGGUAUCUCUCUGAAAUUGAUUAUUGUUACAAUACUAAGAUAGUUUUUUUAUGAAUACACAGUCUGUAACACGAAGAUAUGCCACCUGAAAUAACAUUGUUCUAUUCAGUAUUUUUUUUUCUGAUAACAAUAUUGCACGAGCCUUAUUUAUUUUUAUUGAACUAAACAUAAAAAAUUGUAUUCACAAAAUCCAAGAUACCUAACUAUUUAAUAAGUAAAACAGAAUUUGGUGUUACUAAUAUUUACUCAUAAUUAAUCUUUAAUGAAUCGUUAAUUUCCCACAAUUUUAGACACCUAGUUUAAAUUGUUUUUAUUUUGACUACUAAAUAAUAUCAAUUCAUUCACCCAUUACGUGUUACGUAAAAUGAAUCUAUAAUAAAUUAAUGAACAAUAGGUCAUACAAAAUAAACAGUAUUAGGAAUAUGUAUAUUGUAUCUAGUAUUGAAGGUUUUAUUGGGAAUAACAAAAUCUUGAAAAUGCCUUGUGUACACAUUUGCACUACUGUUUUAAGAGGUAAGUUGAAAGGGAGUAUAUAUAUAUAACUAAAUACCAGAAAUCGGACUUUUAUUGAUACAUUGGAUAACAGCUAGGGAAAUCAGACUGAAAAUGCUGGAUAUUUGAAAUUUGGAACUUGAAACGUUAGAACUUUUUAUAAGUCAGGAUACAGCCAGCUUUAGUGAUUUACAAAGCAUAAUACAGGACAUUACUGGUACAAUAUAGGUAUAGUCGGACUGCAGAAGAUUCGGUGGCUGGACUCGGGCUACCUUAAAUCAAAAAAUGUUGAAUAUGUUCUAUAGUGAAACAAACAAAGAUGGUAUCAGAUUUAUAGUAAAAGAUGCUUGGUUAAAAUUGAUGAAGAAAUUUCAACCGAUCAAUAAGGAAAUAUGUUACAUAAUACUAGCUGGGAAAAUAUUUGAAUGUAUGCAUACAUUCAAUACUAUUUAAUACACAAAUAAUUUUCUACUGGAAAUCCAUUUUCAGAAAAGUUCCUUGCCUAGCCAAUGUGUCACUCAGUGUCAGCUCGUGGUUUAGACUACAGGACGAUCGCACUCCCUAUGUAAAAUUGAAGGAAAGGACAAAUUAUAAUUUUAUUUUAAACAUUUAAAAUAAGAACGGUUAAUCACUAUAAUAGUCUUAUAAAUCUAGUUAGGUAUUAUAAAAGUAUGUGUGUUGUCAUGUAGGAAUUUGUAUAAUUCUAAGACAGAGGACUUUUUCAUAUUGUCACAUUCAGUCAGCUCCCAUUUCGCCGUCGUACCAUUUCACCGAAUUUAUUUUUUAUAUAACUUAACAUAACUUACACAAGUUAUUAAUACUAAAGGUGAACAAGUUAAUAAAAAUAAUGAACUAUUACAAGUUAAGUUAAUUCAUUUAAACUGCCUUCAGUUAAAAGUUAACAAAUAAAAAAUUUAACUCGAUAUAAGUUUAAAGUUAAAAUGGAAAAUAAAAUUAACUAGGUAUACUCUGUUAAAAAAAAGAUAAUUUUUUUUUCAAGCCAUAAUAUCCUUGUCAUAAAUUUUCCUAGUAAUUUGAUUUACAGAAUUAUUAUAAUAUCAAUGAUAAUAAGUACUCUGGGUAUUACCUUCCAACAAUGUUAUUAUAUCGAUAUUUAUUUCGAUUAUAUUACCUAGUGUAAUACGUUCACUGUGUCUAUCUAUUGUUUUAUUAAUCACAAAUUCACAAUAACUAUAUUUAAAAACAAAAAUAAUUUGGGAAUUAUGUGAUAAAAUGGGAUUAAUUUUGGGGCGAAAUGGGAUAUCGCAUUCCCUUCAUCAGCGCCCACUAGCCGCCACUGGACUGUCACUACAUUGAAGUCAGUUUCGAUGACUUUGACCCAAAAAUAUCUGAUUUAAAAAAAUGCAUUUCUUAAUAAUUAGACAACCGUUAUAAUAUAGGUAGGUAUUUCAAUAUUUAUAUGAAGUAGGUAGUAAAACGUACUUCCGUGCUGAUGGCAAUGUUGUGUCUAUUAUGAAUGGAAACAACCAGCUAAUAGCUAUAUAAGAUCGUAAUAUCUCGUCCGCAUAAAGUUUAGUGACCACGAUAAUUACCAAUAUCUUUUCUGUUCCUUUUUUUUAGUUUUUUUUUUUUGUACAUAGUGAAAGUCGCCAGAGAACGAAAUCGUUUUUCACGCGCAAAACGUUUAAUUGGUUUCUGUGACUUCCUCACAUAAUAUACACGACCGCGUUCCACCACACAGCUAAUGUCAGCUGCUUUUCUUUUCGUCGCGUACUCACAAAUUGUAUAGAUUAUACUGUUUAUGUUUCAUGUACGAGUUUAUAUAUUUUAUGUACGAGCACAUCACAACAAUAAUGCACUUUGAUUUUUUGUUAAUUUCCAACCUCUUUACGCAUCAUCGUGAAUGUUUAACAAAAUGAGUCUCACAAUAAUAUACAUAGCUAUAGUGUAAUAGAACCACAAAAGAACUUGAAUAGGAUCUGUGGGUAUUACACGAUAUAAACAUAAACUAUAUAUUAUUUUAAUAUAUAUAUAUAUAUACAACUAUUCGUUGUACCUAUUGUCGUUUGUAUACGGAGGAAAUUGAAAUAGACGCAGGAUGUCUAAACGUUACUUUGUCGGCCGAUAUUAUUGUUAUUUACAUUAAAUAAGUAGCACAGAUAUAUUUAGACGCCUUCGUAUAUUAAUUGAUCGGCAAAGUAUUGUAAAGGAAUUGAUUGAAUUGUACGUUUAAAAAACUGUACAUUAAACCUCACUAUACCUAAGUUACUAUGACUUAUACACGUACUAUAUAGUGCCCUAUAAAAACAUAACAAAUGCUUUUAAAGAAAUAUACCAAUAUUUGUUUUAAUAAUUAGUGUAAAAAUGAUAUUUAAAUUUAUAUUUAAAAAAACUGAUAAUAGUACCGACAUGAGUGUGCUACUGUUUUAGGAGGGAGGUUGAAUGUGAGGAUAUGUAAAAUAAUUUAAUUUAUAUUUGUACGCAACUAUAAACUAUUACUAACGAAAAACGAUUCUGAAAAUCGUUUAUCAAUUUUUUUUUUUUCGUUGCUGCCAAGGUAAUUCAGAAAUUAACAAACUUUAUCGAAAUUAUGUAUUAAUAAUCAGUGGCAGUGAUCACGUACUUCUCUAAUGUAAUUAUACCACCUUGUAAAAUGAGUAGGUGGGUAAAAAAUUCAGACUUAACAUAAAUUUAUGUAAAGACCUGCACAUAACACUCUGAGUAUGUUUUAAGAAUCCAUUUAUAAUGUGGACAAUAUUUAAUGAACCUUAAAAUAAAAUACAAAACUAUCAUAAACAAAUGAAAUAAAUUAUUUUGUAUAGAUACUACUUGGUAACUUUUUAUAAUUUAAAGAAGUAUAGUCAGGAGUCAAUUCUUGAAUUCAUUUGAUAUAUAAGCGAAAAUUAUUAGUAUGUGAUGAUAUAAGUAUGAUAGUCAUAUAAUAUUAUCGCUGUAAUAUACGUUUUUUCUUAUCUGUUUAUCUCUAUUCUUGAAUACCAUUCGACAAUUUAGUUGUAGUAUAUGACAGUCGAUAAUAGUCGUUUAACAUCUUUUGAUUAACUUGUUAUCCCACUGAUAAAAAUUAUUGUUAAUGAUUACAACAAUGUCACAAAGACACAGAAUCCGUUACCUAGUAAAGUCUUUUUCCUAUGAGUAAAGUUACAUAAUUUCUUUUGUCUUCGCCAUAGUAUAUAAUUGGUUUGUUUUUACUUUUAUGCUGACUUGUAGUAGACGCAUUCCCCAACAAAUUUCGGAUAAAAAAGGUCGAACCACAACAAGAUCAAAUGAUCUCUUUAAAUAGUUUCUUAAAACUCAACUCCCAAUUAUUGAUUAGAAGUUUAGGUCAUCGUUUACGAAAAGAAAUCGCCAACAUAUAUGUUAAAUGCUAUACCCGUUGGAAUGACUAGCCAUUAUUAGGUUAAUUUAAGUUUGGCAACAGGGGUGUAGUAAUGUUAACACAGAACCGCCAAGUUGUCAGUUAAACGAAAAAAAAAAUUAAGUUGAAUACAGUUAAGUAGUAUCGAAUAUUGAUAUUUAUGAUAAAAAAAAAAACAAUUGAUAUAACACUUAUUUUGUUGCUGUCAUAUAAGAUUAGUCACUGACCUAUGAUUAGUACGUUUUCUAAAAGGAAAUAUUUUCUAGAUAGUAUUUUAAGCCGGUCAUUUUUUAUUUUCCUAGCACUUUUCAUAAUAUCUGAGAAAACUCGGGAUAAAAGGUAAGAAAAGCCGGGGGUAUUUACGAAAAUAAUGUUUUUAUAAUUCAGUUUAAAAUAUUCGUAGCGACUUGAAAUUUUGAAAGAAAACUUAUAUUUGCUUUUUCUAGACGUGGUAAAACGUGGUACAAAUAUUUGAGCCAUUUUUGAACAAUUUAUAGAUAUUUUAAUUUUGUGAAUAAUUUUUAUUUGGUAAAGAUAAGUUUAUCACUAUAUCUUUAUUAUUAUUAUUUGUAAUACUAACUGACAAUACUGAUCAUAUACCUACUUUCAAUAAAAGCAUUUGAUCUUUUUGUUAUUAUCAAGACCUAUUACCAAGUCAAAUUUCAUUUGCUUUACAAUCGGUUUAUCAUUGAUUUCAUAACUUUUCAUUUUUAUUUGUCUAGCUACAGUCUAAGCAUAAAACUAUUUAUAUUUUUUAUUUUAUUUGAAGUCUAUAGUUGUAUUAGUGGCAUUCUCGGGAAUUUCCAAUGGUAAGGGGAGUUGUUUGUUAUUUCUAGAAAAAUAUGUAAGAGGCUAUCUGCGCACUUCCAUCUAGUUAUGGCAUUUAACAUUUUUUUAGAUUCUGAGUUUAGAAGAAUGUUUUGGUUUUACAAAGAUAUUUAUUUAUUUUUUUUAUCACCUUUUCUGAAUGGUACAUUUUUUUGAAUUUUCAUUGAUAUUCAAGAUGAUGAGAAAAACUAGGUUCUUUAGGUUUAAAAAGUUAAAAGAUUAAAAAUAAGUUUGUCAUUAUCAACCGUUUUUAUUUAUUUUUCGUUAUCAUUAAAUUUUUAUUGUUUCAAUAUUUUUUUAAACAAUUAUUGUUGUCAUGGAAACACGCAUUUUUGUAAUUAUUUUACCAUAAUAUGACAUAUUGUUGACAGUUGUUGACAAAGUAACACUAUCAACUGAACUCCUUUUACAAUCGUUUUUUCGUUAGCAAUGGUUUAUCGUUGCUUAGAAAUGUACAUUAAAUUCCCAUCUAUAUCCUACCUUUCAAACUUUCCACCUACAACAUUGGUUACGCCCACGUUCAUGAGAUUAUUUAUCAUCGUCAAUGAUAAGAAUGAUGAUCAUAAUAACAGUGUAAUUAUAAAUAAAAAGCAUUUUUAAAUCUUGUAAUUAGGAGUUGACUUUUUUUUUAUUUUUGUUAUUAAUAUUUAUUUUUUAAAACCUAAAAAUAACAACUAUAUUGUUCAUAAAAGUCUAUUUAGAUAUGUUAUUCUCUCAUAAGUCAUAAAACAAAAAUUAAUAUUGGGUUUUUCAUUCACGUUAUUUUUGGCUUCUAAAAGGGCCCCCAACUCUGUGUGCCCAAGGGCUCCUGCAUAGUUUAAGAUGGUCCUGGAAAUAUUUCUGGGUGGUAAAUUGGAAACGGUGGGUGGAUAAUUCAAGUUAUUUAGGUACAUUAAGCAAAUCCAAUUUCGGUAGGCGUUGCUGUGCAUAGAUAUUGUAUGACCGUGCCCAGUGACGACGCGAAGAAGGUAUAUUUGACUCACGUGAUUCAUAAAAAAACCGGUGGAUGAAUCAUGGGUGCUUAAGUGUUCAAAAGUAUAAUAAAAAAUAUCAUGUUUUUAGUAAACGAAAGUCAUUAAUUAAAUUUUAAUUAAUUAAAAUCAUAAAAGAAUUUUAAACUACGUAAAUUUGAUGAAUUUUAAAUUUCAAUAAAUUAAAUUAAAUCGGUAAUUUAAGGUUAAAAUAUUUUUCGCUGCCACUAACCGUUCCUAUUAAAUUAUUAUAAUUUAUAUGCAUAAAUAUGAUUAAUUUAAAUUCCGGGUGUUUAUAUAAUGUGAAUUUGAUUAUUAGUUUUUAAUAAUUCACUAUUUUGCAGGUGAACGGUUUGUUAUUGCGGAACUAUGAACUUGAACAAGCGACGUCUGAUAUUCUGUACGUUUAUCUACUCGUGUGCCGCCAUUGGUCUAAUUGGUGCCGGCCUGGGCACCAAGCGAUGGGUUGUAGCAUCGGCCAGACGCACAUCCAACACCACCGAAUCCGUGGGUCAGGUCAACUUGGGCCUGUUUCACGGUGACAAGUAUUUGAACAUCGGUUACGGGCUUCGGACAUACAGCGUGGACGGUAAGUGGAUAACCAUAAUAAACACAUCAUUAAUAAGCCAAAAUAGAGAUUAGAAAUAUUAUCUAAUGCUUUAAUGCUAAAGAUAUUUCUCUUAUUUCGGAAGAAGCAAUUAAUUCAAAACAUUAUAUACGACAGGAUACGAGAAAGUCUUCUAAACUGCUAGAAGGAAUUAUUUAAUUUAAAUAUAAAUUAUAAAUAUUAAAAACACUUUUCUUAUAAGGUUUGAAAUGUAGCUACUGCUACUAGUUAUUAUUGUUUAUUAGUUAUAACUAAUCGUAAAAAUUAAAUUUCCAAAUUUAUCAUUAUGAUUUUAUAGGGAGGGGGGGGAUUGGAAAUUUGAUGGAAAAAAUAUCUUUACUUUAAUACAAAUCACGGUUAUAGGUUAUUAAAAAAAAAAAAAAUUUUAAUGUGUUAAAAGUAAACGUAAUUAUAGGUAAGUUUGUGUGGUAAUGAUAAUAAUUAUAAUCAGGUAUGUCAUUUUUUAAGUGGUGUUAUUAUAUAUAAACGAUUUCUACUACAGAUAGUAGGAUAUAGUAUACCUAAAACGACUAAAACCUAAUAAUGCUGGAGUAAGAGUAUAAGAUUGUAUAUCAUCCAACCAUCUAGGACCGUCUUUUAUUGAAAGAAUCUCCAAUUAUAUUAUAUUAUACUUUGACUUAACUAUUUUCUCGGUCAUUGAGUAAACUCUGAAGUUUCUUAGAAAAAUAUCAAACUGUUCACCAAAGUCACCGUUUUGUAUGUUUCGUCAUAUGUUUUAAUAAUUAUUUACUACAGGUCUCUACAAUAAUUUUAAAUGGAGCAAUAUUUCUGGUGGAAAACAUAGUUUGAAAAAAUUGAAAACAAUAAAAUCAGUAACGCCGCGACGCGCAGUCUAUAUUUGCCGUUUUACCUAUAAUUUCCUUUCUGGUUUGUUCCAAUUAUUUUGAAAACCUACUAACAACUUAGAAAAUUAAAAAAUCGUCAUCAAUGCAUCAACUAUACUCUAUUCACAAUAAAAAAUAAAGUCAGCGGCGACAAGUUUUUGUAUUUACAAGAAGGAUAUAGAUUCUCUUGACAUUUAUAUAAUGUAUGUAUAGCCAUAAGUCCAAUGCAAAUACUGAAAUGUUUCAGGAGAUAUGUCUCAACUCUAAAGAGAAUAAAGAACUAUAUUAGGAAUUGCAUGAAAGAAGUAUUUUUUCUUCUCGUUUUACUGAAACGAUAAUGAAUGAAUCAUUUCAUAAAUUUUUCUUUGGAGGGCUAUAUUUUGUUGGAAAAUAAUAACCAAAAUAUGUUUUUGGUGGAGACAUAACUUAUCGGAAAUGUAUUUUAUCGGAACUGUCUUUUGUCGGAAACGUCUUUUCAAAAAAUAAUAUUUUGAUAGUGAAGAAUGAUAAAAAUUAUAUUAUCAUUAAAUAUUAUUUUUUCGAUUCCGAACAAAUAAGUUUUCAAUAAAAUACGAUUCCAAUGAAUACAUUUCCAAUAAAUGAAUACGUUUCUUACAAAAUAUUUUUUUUACAAAAAUACGAUUUCGAGUAAAUAUUUUCCAAUAUUUGACGCGCCCCCUUUCCUUUAAAUUAUUUUUACUCAGUCGGAUUUAUACUCUCGAGAAAAUGGUUAAAAUAUGUGAUUGAUUAUUAGUUAGCUUAAUUCAAACAUAAUACGAUAACAUAUUAACCAACUAAAUUAAAUACAUAUUUCAUUAUAAAUAAUAUUCAACACUGCCGCCUAUGGCUAUGCCAUUAAAUACUUUUUUACUAUCUAUUUAAGUACUAAUAUUCAGUUUUGUCUAAAAAAUUAAUUAGUAUUUACUUUGAUAUAUUUAUGGACAUUAAAAUUAUUAUUUUCACUAUAUUCUUACUAAAUUUUCAUUUAGUAUGAAUAUAACUAAAUUAAUUAUUUUCUCCAACUAAAUAUAGGGGUCAUUUUCUUCCAUGUCACAGCUAUCAGCCUUAUUUUUAAGUGUUACUUUUCAUUUAUUCCAGUAGGAACGGUGUUUGCCACUCCUAGAUCCAUUUAAUUGCAUUUUACGAUCGGUUUGGAGUUUGGACUAUUGUGGAUAACUUCUAAUCCCCACUCACAGGGGUUUAGGAAUUACUCACAAAAAAAUUAAUUUACAAAUUCAAGAAAAUGCUAAAUACACCCGUGUUUUGCACAUAAAUAUUCCAACAUGUGUUAGUAUAGGCUUUCAAUUUGGAUAAAGUUAUUGUAUUAAAUUAAAAAACACUUAAGGUUUUACUUAGUAAACUAAACAAAUAAAGAAAAUUGCAAUGUUAAGAGUCUGAAAAGUAACCAAGGAAAGUAGAACGACUGCUAAAAUCCCAGUCUUUAUAUUAUUAUACAUUUAGGUGGCCUUUCGCGUUAACCAAGAAUACGCAGUACACGAACUCGAGAUCCAUAAUUAGGUAUGUAGGUGCUUCACGAAUGAAUAAAACCUGUAAAAUUUGUUCGUUUCACUUAGCAGACGCUCACGCAGUCGUUCCACAAUGAAUUUCGUGCAAAUGUCUCGACGCCUAGUAAUAGGUAGACAUACACGAUAACACGCGUCUAGAGUAUUUUGUGUUUUCGAAGUAUACUAAAUAUCUACACAUAUUUAUAACAUAAUAAUAAUAUAGGUACUUAUAAAAUCUUACACACGAAAUUCAGCAAUUUAUUCCGAGUAGAAAAUAAUUUACAAAAUUAUUAUCUCGUAUAGGAGAGGUACAAAUUAUAUGUUAAUGUUUUUAUAUGUGCACGACAUGUAAAUAGGUACCUAUAUUAUAUUAUAUUGAACGUAUUAUAUAGGUAUAUUUACAAGUGUAAGUAUCUACGGUACAUUUUAAUAUACUUAUAGGUAGAUAUUAAUUAAUAUCAUAGACACAACUAGAUCAUCAACUUGGAGGGCGGUAAAUAAUUAUGGACACAUCAAAGACCCAGGGGUCUAUGGCUAAGCCCCCACAAUCCCAUUUACAUGACUAUUACAAUAGUCAACUACACAUUUCAUUUACAAUUUUGGAUACACAAAUUUAUCAUAACUUUGUUAACAUUAUUUUUCAUACACAUAUGCAUUGUCUGUAGGAAACCUGUAUAUCUGUUGAUCUGCUCUAUUUAUAUUUUUUUUUUAUGCUAAUUUUAAACUUGGGGGUGCUAAAGACCACUAAUACCCUGCUAUUUGCGCCUGUAAUUAAUAUCUAGUUAUUAAUCCUAUUAUUAAAAUUGGUUUUAAAAUAUAAAGCAUGUAUUCAAGAUCAAUUUUCGGAGGGGUUUAAAAUAUUUAUAACACAUGAACUUGUAGUUAGCCUUUGUUGUAUUGUAAAUAUAUACCUACAUUAAAAAUUUAGAGAAGAGAGUGAACACCUAAAAUUCCCCUCAGUAUACGAGCUUGUAAAAUAUUAGUAAACGUAAUAAGAUUGUAUUAUUCGUAUCGUACUUUUCUUUCAGUAGAGCUUAUUUUGCACUCUUAUUAGUUUUAAUUUUAGUGUGAAUUUACUACCACAAUUAAAUGUAAUAACAUUGAUUGUGUUGGUAGGUACACUGGUUUUUCUUUUCGAUACUUUAAUUUUUAAGCGAGAUACGAGUAAAUAUGUGGAAAUAUUAAAAUUUUAAAAUCAUGUGUAUCGGUAUACAGGUUAAAAACCUUUAAAAUCAACCUGGGAGAAAUUUAACACUUCCGGCCCAAUAUCAUAGUCGUUAAGACAUCGCCACGUCCGUUUUUUCAAAAAAAGGAAGCCCAUGAGAAAAAUUCUAGUGCCCCGGUUGGCCUAGCCAUCCCAGGUACUAAAACAAUGUUCUUACUUUUAAGUUUGAUAUACGCCCAAUUCACUAUAAUAGGGAUAAUCGUAUGAAAAUGAUAAUACAAACAGCGAUAAGAAUAAAUGAUAACGAUCUGAAAGCGUAAAUUCUAAAUCUCUAUUUAAACACUAUAUUAUAAUACAAUAAGCAAGUGAAUGGAGAAAAUUAAUCGAAAAUAAACCCACGAUAUGUCAUCUAAAAUCAUGUCGGGUAGGAUUUUAUUUCAUGUGCAGUAUGUUAAUAUGCGUAUUCCACCCAAAAAGAAACAUUGAAGGAGAACAUGAAAUACAAAACGACAACAAUUUGGAAGAAAUAUAUAUCGAACCUAGUAUUGGAACCUUAAAAAGUACGCGAAUAAGUUGGAUUGGGCAUGUAUGAAGAUCAAAAAGACUAAUUUGACAAAUAACAGCGUGAAAACUAAACACAAAGUGAUCCAGAGGGUGAUACAAACAUGAGGAGAUACCCAAAAAUGAAUAGACAGAAUAAAGGUGGAUCUGAGGAUAUUGAGAGUAAGGAACUGUAAGAGACAGAGACAAAUGAAGGCAGUAUAUGUUGUUGCGGCAAUGGGCUUAAAAGGCCUAUAAAAAGCCGAAGAAAGAAAAUGUUAAUAUGCGAACCGUGUUACCAAAAUCAUAUCGAAUAUCGGAUUCUUAUCAUUCUCAGACAACUGUUUAUCACCUCACUAUAAUAUUAAAACUAACAAAACAAGAUCGGUCUGCUUAACGAAAAGUUGAUAUUAUCUAAUUUUCAACAUUAGUCAUAAUAUAUGCUUGAGGAAAUGUUAAUUACAUAAAAAAAAAAAGGUUUAAAUACUAUAUAAUAGGUAGAUAUACUUAUAGAUUACAAGAUUUCAUAUCCUAUAAUGUUAUGUUAUUUUGGGCUUAGUCAUAUUUUUUAAAUUUAACACUGUUACUUGGCGUAAUAAUGUAAUAAUAAAACUUGCAAUAAUAAUGUCUUAGGGGAAUAAUUUGCAAUUUCCGUUUUUCUUAUAAAACACCUUUCUGAAUGCAAUUAUCAUCAUUAUAAGAAUGAACUUUUAUUUCUUCUACAUAUACCAGGUGAUUCAUUUACGUGGGUUCACUCAUUAUCUCGGAAAGUAUUAAAUUUUUCCGGAAUUUGUUUUCUAGAACAUUUAAGAAAUAAGCUGUUCUACAAUUUUAUAUCUAUGUUAUUUCCCCCCCCCCACUUUAUUUUUUUGGAUAAAACCACUACCUACUUUUGAUUUUCAAAUAACAACCCAAAUUGAACAUUUCGUAAAUAGACGAAGUAUUAGUUAAAACAAAUUUGAGUGUUGACAUUUUUGAGUUGUGUCAAGCUGUUGACGAGAUAUUCAAUUUUUAAGUUUGGGUUAGUGGAAUGGUGGUGCAUUAUUAACACUCCUCUCACCUUAUCGCCACACAAAUGAUACUCCACUACUCUACUCCAACCCAAAUUUAAAAGUUGGAUAUCUCUUCAACAGAUCGACGGAAAUCAAAAAUUUCAACACUCAGAUUAAUUUUAACUAAUACUCUAUCUAUUUAUGGAAUUUUUAAUAUAGGUUUCCAUUUAAAAAUCAAAAGUAGGUAAGUAGUGGUUUUACACCCAAAAAUAAGGGUGAAAAAAAAUAACAGAUAUAAAGGUCUAGAGCUGUUUGUUUUUUAAAUGUUUUAGAAAACAAAUUCCGGAAAAAUUUAAUACUUUUCGAGAUAAUGAGCGUAACCACUUAAAUAGAUCACCCGUUAUUAUAUACAGUGCUCGAAUUGGAAAAAUAAUAGAAGAGGAACUAUAAUACUUAAAAAUAAUGCUCGUCCUUUGCAAUACAGUUAACUUAAUCUAAACUGUGAGGAUCUUUGCUUCCCCUACCUUAUAGAUAUAUGCACCCAUUUUCAAACAUUAUUGAAUUAUUAAUAAUUUACGAAAAACACUAUGGUAACACUAUAUUGUAAGCUAAGGUUUUGCUUACAUAUUUAUUUAUUUUAGAUUCUGAGGGUAAUGGGGAAUAUGUUGGUUUUACUAUAUGUGGUUGAUUUUAUUUUUUGUGCCGUGAACAAAUUUUCUACCAGAAAUCUUGCUCCGAUAACCACUUUAAGGGUAGUUCUGCCGUUUUUGGUAGACAAUUUUGUCUAGAUUGUGCAACAAGGUUAUUUUUGAUUUUCCUCGUAAUUUUCUUAAUAUCAGUGAAAAAUUGAGAAAACUAGAAUAUUUACACUGCAAUGUUUUCUACUAGUAUUAUUUAUAUUUUUAUUUAAUUUUUUUUUUCAAUUCAAUGAAAAAUAAUCGUAGAGACCUGAAAUUUCACUUGAGACACUUCGUUUCUUCCUUAAGUCAAGUAUUGUAUAUAAUAUAUUGAUUUUCAGUGAUACCUACUUAUACCUAUGCACAUCAUGAGGUUUACUAUAAUAAUGAUAUUAUUUAUAGGUACCUACAUUUAUUUUAUAACAGACCAUAAAAUAUCAUCAGUAAUUUAUUAUCAUUAAAGUCAUUUUUAUCUUUCGAUUUCAAGUACCUAUAACUAGGAGAUAGGUAUUUAAAAAAAUCAUCGUGUUAAGGAGUAAUUAAUUAAACACAGUUAUUUCUGUAAGGGGAAGAUUAAGAAGGGGUCAGUCGUAUUUGAAUGGAUAAAAUAAUUAUGUUUUGAUUUUUUAUUACAGUGAUCGAACUGAUGAAAAUGGAUCCAGACAUAAUGGUCUACAGCUUGUGGAUAUUGACUGUUAUCGGAGUGUUAGCAGGUCUUGUGAUGGCUGUGGCCGCAGCCGUGUUCGCCGUAAUCAAUUCUGCUAUCACUCCCAUAUCUGCAUUGGCUGGUAUACCAGGUCUUUACUUUUGGAACAUUAGUGCAAGUAAAUAACCAUAAUAAUAUAUGAAUUAAUAUAAUUAAUAUAACGUGUCUAUUCAAUAUCAUUUUCUAAUAAUAUAUGUAUAAUUACUUUAAUCAGUGUUUUUUCAACUGUUGGCUGGCGGCUUAUGGGUGGGCCAGUAUUUUCAAAGACUGCAAUACAAUGUAAUGAGUAAAGACGACCGACGAAACAAAUGGACAUCCGAUGGAAACGCUUCACUAGGGUUCUCUUUCUGGUUAGUUUUAGUUUAUUGUAUAUACAGAUUUAAAUAAUAUAGGUACCGCAUAAAGUAUAUCAAACAAAUUACUAGAAUUGAACAUCUUUGUUACCUACUGCAAAAAUGCAAAAGUGCAAAAUCGGUUUUUUUUAUUUUUAUUUAAUUGUUUAGGUUCAUUAUUCUUGCGUCAAUUUUACACAUGCUGAAUAUUUUCAUCGUGUUCUGGGCAACAAAUAAUCGCUCGAGAAAGUCGCCAUCGCCAAUUAUUGAAGAAAAAACUAACGGUGCAAUCAUGCUGUAUUAACGACAUUUAACAUUGUAUAAUUGCCAUUAAUAUUAAUAUUAAUUUAUAAGUGUAUAAAAGUGUAAAUAAAUUGUCUUUUUUAUACUAUGACAUAUAUAA